AUGUCACUACCCUCCAAUGUUCAUAUCUCCUCGCACCCUUGCCUCCAGGCGAAGCUAUCACAGCUACGCUCGCAGAGCACCUCUCCCCGCGAGACGAGGGAUCUAGUCAAAGAGAUUGCCUCCAUUCUCGGCGUCGAGGCCUUUGCAAACGGACUAAAGCUCACUAAGACUGGAACGGACCGCACACCGCUAGGGGUCGAGUACGAGACUCAGGGCAUCGACCCAGCCGACCUAGCACUGGUACCCAUUCUCCGUUCAGGAUUAGGCAUGGUCGAUUGUCAGUUUACCUCUACCUCUACCUCUACCGAGCUUCCACCCCAUCCCAUCUCUCCUUCCCUCCGCCGUGUGAAAAAGCUUACACUGUACCUCUACCUCACAGCAUUAAACGACCUCCUCCCCGCCGCAGUCCCAAUCUACCACCUCGGCCUCUUCCGCGAGAAGCUCACCCUUCAACCCGUAGAAUACUACAAUAACCUCCCGUUCCACCGAUCAGAGCUCUCCCCGGCAUCGCCCGCUUCUCUCGAUCCCACGACCAAUACGGCCGCUUCCACCCUUGCUGUCCUGUUAGAUCCUAUCAUUGCAACGGGUGCGACUGCAGAAGCGGCUAUUCAGUUGCUGCGGGAGUGGGGCGUUAAGAAGGUCAUUAUGUUGAGUGUGCUUGGCUCGGAGGAUGGGGUGAAACGGGCGGCGGAGGUGUGGAAGGAUGGUGUUGAGGUUUGGGUUGGUGCUGUUGACGAGAAGUGUAAUGAGAAGGGAAUGAUUGUGCCUGGUGUGGGGGAUAUUGGAGACCGACUGUUUGUGGCAAUUGGGAAAUAG
This is a messenger RNA of Penicillium manginii, 816 nucleotides long. RefSeq names its product uracil phosphoribosyltransferase. NCBI's taxonomy places the organism in Eukaryota, Fungi, Ascomycota, Eurotiomycetes, Eurotiales, Aspergillaceae. The record is from RefSeq and is a predicted model, not a curated record. The transcript has 2 exons. Bases 1 to 816 code for a protein of 271 amino acids.